Molecule: messenger RNA, 1857 nt
Organism: Trichoderma virens Gv29-8
Lineage: Eukaryota; Fungi; Ascomycota; Sordariomycetes; Hypocreales; Hypocreaceae
Exons: 5
Coding region: 1-1503 (500 amino acids)
Molecular function (GO): oxidoreductase activity, acting on paired donors, with incorporation or reduction of molecular oxygen; iron ion binding; heme binding
Source: RefSeq, a predicted model, not a curated record
AUGCUCUCUUCCGACCGCACCCAAUAUACUCUGGCACUCUGGCUGACGCCCGUCGUCCUCUAUGUCGUGUACGCGUGGCUCAAAGUCAUCACCGGCGCCUUCUUUGGCCCUUUGAGCAAAAUUCCCGGCCCCAAGCUCUGGGCCAUCUCGCGCCUUCCUCGUAUGUACAUGGAAUGGCAGGGUGAGGAAGCAGCUGGAGUCGCCGCGUUGCACAAGAAGUACGGCCCGGUCGUGCGGCUGGCGCCCAACGAAGUGUCGUUUGCUGGUGGUGCUCAGGCUUGGAAAGACAUUUAUGGCUACCGAAAGAACGUGGGCCAAGAGAAGCAUCCAUAUCGUUCGUCGGCGUCGUAUUGGCCUCCGGCCAACGGAGCCCCGAGCAUGAUUCAGGCCAUCCGUGACGAAGACCACCAGCGACUGCGCAAGAGUCUGGCCGUCUCGUUCAGUGAGAAGUCCAUGAAGCUGAUGGAACCACGCGUCAAGGGCUGGGCUCGGCUUCUGCAGACCAAGUUGGCUGAGCGCGGUGAUGCUGCGGUGGAUAUGGUCGAGUUGUUUAGAUGUGCAACUUUCGAUGCCAUGGGUGACCUCGCGCUAGGGGACGACCUGCAAAUGCUGAGAAAUGGCCGUCUCUCCGACUACGUCCAUGCAGCUUUUAGUGGCAUUCGAACCAUCAUCCGCCUUCGGGUCCUCUCCACGUACAAUUCCUUCACCCGCUGGCUCGUUCAAGACUGUUUCUUCCAAAGCGCAUUCGUCCGGAAGGCCGCCAUGGAAAAUCUUCGCUACUCCGCGGACCGUGUGGAUCGUCGCCUGCAAGAACCAGACCGAGACCCUCCCGAUCUCUGGACAAAACCCCUGACUGGUAUCGACGGCAAGAUGUCCCUGGACGAAUAUCACUCCACCGCACAGCUUCUCAUGACUGCGGGCACCGACACUUCGGCGAUAGGCUUGUCCGGCACACUAUAUUAUCUUCUUACCAACCCCGACUGCCUCGCCAAGGUCACUGACGAGGUUCGCUCCGCCUUCUCAUCUAUGGACGACGUAACCUACGAAACCCUCGCCCAACUGAAGUACUUGGACGCCGCGCUGCAAGAAGGCCUGAGACUCUACCCACCGGUGCCUACCGGCGCACCUCGCGUCACUCCGAUGCCUGGAUGGUCCAUCGGCGGCUACUGGAUCCCAGGUGGUGUGAACGUCCACGCGCCCCACUAUGCCACCUCUCGCCUUCCCGCCCACUUCACCGCUCCCGAAUCUUUCCACCCAGAGCGCUGGCUGGGCGACGAGAAAUUCCAAAACGACCGGCUUGAUGCCGUCCAGCCGUUCAACCUCGGCCCUCAGAACUGCUUGGGUCAGGCUUUUGCCAUGAACGAGAUGCGCCUCUUCAUGGCCGCUGUGUUGCUCCAAUUCGAUCUACAGUUGUGCGAGGACCCCCGAGCCUGGUUGGAUCAACGAGUGUUCUCCAUGUGGGAGACGAAGCCGUUGAUGUGUGUCGCGACCAAGACGAGCUGAAGUCGAUCCCGCUCGUUCCAUGAUCCUUGGAAGGUGGGAGUAUAGACGGUGUUUCAACUUUCAACUCUCAUUCCUCGUCAAGGCGACUGUGCGAGACACUUCUGAUCAUGUAACAUGAAAGAACCCGGCGUCCAGCAAACAGGCACUUAACGCCAUGGAGUGGAAUGGUCGAUGCUAGCACUCGAAAGAUAAAAACCAUACGUAGAUGAGUAGAUAUUAUCUGCCGUGCCUAGGUGCCCAGAAAUCUAGAAGCCUGGUAGCCCCCAGACUAGUUAGCAGCCGAUUCCUGAAAAAGGGGGGGACCUCCAAAUGUCACAUAAUCGCUCUAGCCUUCAGCUGAGCCGCGAUCACAUA